AUGCUCCUGCAGUGCGUCACCCGGUCGGCCCCCUGGCCCGGCGGCCUCAGCAUCCAUGACAUCAUGGCCGCCGUGCUGGCCGACCACCGGCCGGACGCCGGCGCCCUGCCCGGGGCCGGGCCCUUCGCCAAUGCCGGGGACCUGGUCCGGGCGGCCUGGCAGGCGGACCCGGCCCGGCGGCCCAGCGCCACGGCCUUCCGCCAGCAGUGUGCCAUGUACUUCGUGGCGGCCGGCGGUCUGGACGCCUGCGCCAGCUGCGACAUCGACCACUGCAAGGCAUGCGUCGGGCAGACCUGCCUCGUGUGCGUGGACGGCUUCUUGUUGCAGGCUGGCGCCUGCGUGCUGGACUGCCUCGGGAGGGACACCUUCGCCGGGGGCCGCUGCCUGCCGAGGCCAGGCGAACGGCCGGUGCACAUCGGCACCGCCGUGCACCCGACCGCCCUCCCCUCGCGGGUCAUGGCCCGCACUCGCAUGCGGCCCGGGCCCACGGGCCCGGUCAUCUCGGCCGAGUCGCUGGCCAACACCGACCGGGUGAUGCUGCUGCCGGAGGAUGAUUCGGGCUUCGUGCUCCUGGCAGCCAUCCAGCCGGAUGGCCAGAUUGCGGUGGACUCCACCCCGAUCACGGAACUGGCCGGGCAUGGGUUCCGGUCCUUCGUGGAGUUGGGCCCCUUCGACACGAGCGACGGGACCACCCUCAUCGGGGUCGGCUGCACCGACGACGGCGGCGUGGUGUCGGUGCGGUAUGCCUGCCGCCUGCCGGACCCGGGGGCCUCCGCCAGUGCCGGCGAGUCGGACACCUGCCAGCUGGGCUUCCAGGCUUACGAGUGGCUCAUCCUCCCGGGCGGGGGGGACCAGUGCGAGACCCUGGCAGCCCUGGCCGACGGCCGGUCGGUGUCGGCCGAGUUCUACGGCCGGUCCCGGCAGCGGUGGGCCUACUGGCUGGUUGUGGAGUCGGACGAGCCGCGCCUCCUGCAGGACUGGGAGUACGUGGGCGCCGAGUACCACCCGGCGGUGUUCCCCCUGCCGCCGGGGCUGGCCGCCGGGCCGGACAGCACAUGGGUGCUGGCCGCCGGGCCCGAGGGCACCGCCCUCAAUCCCCUGCGCAUGGUGGCCAGCCGCGAUCCUCGGGCCACCGGGGCCAGCCUCACCUUCGGCCGCCGGGCCCUGGACCAGCAUGGGGCCCACCUCCGGGCGGUCUUCCUGCCGACCCCCUCGCGUGGCGGCCACACCGGCGAGGUGGUCCUGGCCGGCAUCCGCCCGGGCUUCGACGAGGAGCUGGUCUUCGAGGCGCAGCACGUGCCGCUGGGCAUGCUGGCGCACGGCCGCACCCGCGACAUCCCCACCUACACGGUGGAGCUGGGCCAUCUGCCGGAGCCGGAAACCUACGGCCCGGACGUGGAGUACACCCUGCUGGCGGUGGAGCUGGCCCAGCUGCCCGGGUACCCCAGCGCCCUGGUGCUGCUGACGCACGCCCAUAUCGCGGUGGCGCCGCUGCACUGCCCGGAGGAGGAGGCCCCGGUGCCGGCGUGCUACCUCCUCCGGGCCAGCGUCAUGCCGCUCAGUGUCCGCAGCCAGACGUUCUUCCAUCCGGGCAUGGUGGUGGCUUUGGCCAUUCCGCCCGCCGUCCCGGGGGCCGUGCCGCUGGCCUCCGGGCCGCCGGUGGUGGCGGACUUCCUGCUGACCGGCCUCGCCCUGGAUGACCCCCUGCAGGUGACCCUGGCGGCGGUGUUCUGCCCGGACGGGACCUUUCCCCCGGACUGCCUGCCGUGCGAUGAGGUGUGCGCCACAUGCCGGGGCCCCGGGCUGAUGGAUUGCUCCCGGUGCCGGCUGUCGCUGCCCGGCGUGUCGGAUGCCUGUGUCAGCGCCUGCCCGGAGGGCACCCUGGCCGACCUCGACGCCGGGACGUGCGAGUGCGCCGACCCCGGGUGCGCCGAGUGCCACCCCACCGGCCCCGGGGGCGCGUACCGGUGCACGACCUGCGCGCCGGGCUUCGCCCAGGACCUGGCGGCCCCGGGCGGCGGGCUGGUCUGCUCGGCCUGCCACGCGGCCUGCAGCCAGUGCCUUGCCCCGGACUCGGCGGCGGCCUGCACCCAGUGCUCGCCGGCCGGGGGGUUCCUCCAGCCCGGGACCAACACCUGCCGGAGCACCUGCCCGGCCGGCUUCCGGGCCGAUGUGGAAUCCGGCCGGUGCGUGGCCUGCAUGGCCGGCUGCCAGGCGUGCCAGGCCGCGGACCAGUGCACCGCCUGCGCCGAUGGCUACUUCUUGGACGACGCCCAGAACCGGUGCCUGGCCUGCCAUGCGUCCUGCGCCAAGUGCCACCGCGCCGGGGCCUGCGCCGUCUGCCAGCCGGGGCUGGUGUUUCUCAGCCCCAACCCGCUGGCGGACGCCCUGUGCGGGAGCGCCUGCGCCCCGGGCGAGUACCGGGCCCAGUGGCGCUGCAUGGACUGCGGGCCGUCGUGCGCCCUGUGCGCCGGCGGCCCGGACUCCUGCCAGGUGUGCGCGGCCGAGUACCGGUGGCUGGGCGCCCCGCCGGCGGCCGGCGCCACGGCCCCCUGCACCGACUGCCCGGCCGGGUGCACCUCCUGCGACGCGGCCGGCCGGUGCCUCACCUGCAGCCAGGGGCUCUUCCUGGCGCCGGAUGGGACCUGCGCGGCCGGCUGCCCGGCCGGGCACUUCGCCGACGACCUGGAUGGGUCCUGCCAGGCGUGCGCCAUCCAGUGUGCCCGGUGCACCGGCGACCGGGCCGACCAGUGCACCGACUGCGCGGCCGGGCUGACCCUCAGCCCGGUUGACGGCGGCCCGGCCGGCACCUGCGACUCCGCCUGCCCGGAGGGCCAGUACUUCGACUGGCCCAGCAGCGGGUGCAUGCCCUGCGACCCGGCGUGCGCCGCGUGCAGCGGCCCGUCCGACCACGAGUGCUGGAGCUGCCCGGCCGGGCAGACGGACGUCCUGCAGGGGGGCGAGUGUGUGCUGGCAUGCGCCGCCGGGCAUGUGGCCGUCGCCCGGCGGUGCCUGCCCUGCCAUGGGUCCUGCGCCGCGUGCACCGGCACCCGGAGCACCGAGUGCACCAGCUGCCCGGGCGGGCUGCUGGCCCUGCCGGCCGGGUCCCCCGCCGGCCGGUGUGUGGCCGGCUGCCCGGUCGGCUACCACACCGCGCCCGACGGGUGCUCCAAGUGCGGCGACCAUUGCAGCAGCUGCCCCGGCCAGCCGGCCGUCUGUGCCCUGUGCGAGCGCGGGUGGCUGCUGGACGCGCCGGAGUGCGUGGCCGGCUGCCCGGCCGGGGCCUCCGGCCUGGGGGGCAUGUGCGUGGCCUGCGACGGCACCUGCCUCGGCUGCUUCGGGCCCGGGCCCAGCCAGUGCAGCUCCUGCCCCCAGGAGAGGGCCUUCAUGCUGGACGGCGCCUGCAUGGGGGCCUGCCCGAGCGGGACCUUCCCCCUGGCCGGGCAGUGCCUGCCCUGCCAUGGCACAUGCGGCGAGUGCUUCGGCCCCGGGCACCAGGAGUGCAUCGCCUGCCCGGGGGGGCAGCUUCUGACGGCCCACGGCGCCUGCAUGGAUGCCUGCCCCUCCGGGCAGUAUGUGGCCCAGGCGCCGGGCAGCCCCCCGGGCCCGACGCCCGUGUGCCAGCUGUGCCAUGGGUCGUGCUCCGAGUGUGCCGGGCCCACCGACGCCCAAUGCACCGGCUGCCCGGCGGAGCGCUUCCUCCAUGCCGGGGCCUGCCUGGGGGCCUGCCCGGCCGGGACCUUCGGCUGCCUGGAGACCGCCAGCUGCCCCGGCUGCCCGGCCGGGUGCGCGGCAUGCCAGCCGGCACCGGCCGGCGGCCCCCCCGGGGCCGGCUGCACGGCCCAGUGCACGGCCUGCCUGCCGGGCUUCGUCCACUCGCCCGGGCGCGGCACAUGCGUCGAGGCAUGCCCGGCCGGGGAGUUCCUCCCGGCCGGCGCCGACACCUGCCAGCCAUGCCACCACUCUUGCGGCGCCUGCACCGGCGACGGGUCCGCCUGUACGGCCUGCGCGGCGGCCGACGCCUGGCUGGACUUCGCCCAGGGCACUUGCGUGGACGCCUGCCCGGGCCCCGGCAUGGGGGCCGUGGACUUUGGUCCGGGCGCCAGCCCCCGGCGCGUGUGCCUCCCCUGCCCGGCACACUGCGAGGCCUGCCCGGUGCCGGAGCCGGCCGCCGCCGGCAUGGCCCCCUGCUGGGAGACCGACGGCCGGGCACUGGCCUGCCCGACGGUCGGCAGCUGUGGCCGCUGCGCGCCCGUCAUGCUGCUCUUGCCGGCCUCGGCCCCCGGCCGGCCGGCCGACCAGUGUGUGCCCUCCUGCCCGGACGGCUUCUUCCCCGACAGCGUCGGGUCCCGGUGUGUGCCCUGCCACGCGACGUGCUCCCGGUGCUCCGGGCCCUCGGCCGACGAGUGCGAGGGCCACGCCCCUCCCCGGUCGAAGCUGCCCCUCGGUACGUGA
Molecule: messenger RNA, 4455 nt
Organism: Fonticula alba
Lineage: Eukaryota; Rotosphaerida; Fonticulaceae
Exons: 2
Coding region: 1-4455 (1484 amino acids)
Biological process (GO): protein processing
Cellular component (GO): Golgi membrane; trans-Golgi network
Molecular function (GO): serine-type endopeptidase activity
Source: RefSeq, a predicted model, not a curated record